Molecule: messenger RNA, 1730 nt
Organism: Kickxella alabastrina
Lineage: Eukaryota; Fungi; Kickxellomycota; Kickxellomycetes; Kickxellales; Kickxellaceae
Product: cytochrome P450
Exons: 1
Coding region: 84-1643 (519 amino acids)
Molecular function (GO): oxidoreductase activity, acting on paired donors, with incorporation or reduction of molecular oxygen; heme binding; iron ion binding
Source: RefSeq, a predicted model, not a curated record
CCUCACUUUUCUUCAAAGCUAUUUGUUUUGAUUAUUUUUAUCUUUUGUUUUAUUAUAUUUAUUCCCACAAUAAUAAUUACACUAUGACUUAUAUUUUCUCCCUUUUGGCAGACACACUGCGCGUUCUAUGCCAGCCACUGCAUGUUUUUAGCGCACUGGGCGCAUUUUUUGCCUAUAAAUUAUUCUACGCGCUCUACCUUUCGCCGCUCCGAAACAUCCCAGGCCCCUUCUGGUCACGUAUCUCCGGUCUUCCUGCGCUUUACCACGAGCUGCGCGGUGUUGAGCCCGAACUGAUGAUUAGCCGCACCGAAAAGUACGGCAGCAUCUUUAUCAUUGACCCAGAAAGGGUUGGUAUCUGUGACCCUGAGGUUGCUCAGAUGCUUCUUUUAUCGCAUGCAUAUUUGAAGGACAAGCGGUAUGGCAAUAUUGUUGUCUUUGAGCCGAAUGUGUUUUUGACAAUUGACCCAGAGCUAAAUAAGCAAAGGCGCAGGCAGCUCGGACCUGCCAUGACCUUGGCCAAUCUGCGGCACAUGGAGCCUGCCAUAUUGGAUGUUGGAAUCAAACAGCUGCACAAAAAAUGGGACCGCGAUAUUGAGCAAUCCGAGGAUGGACAAAAGGCCAGGGUGUGCUAUCAGCGUGACUUUAUGCUCAUGUCGUUUGACAUCAUUAGCUCUCUGGGAUUUGGACAGGCGCACACAUCGCUGACUUCGGGGGAUACUCGAAUUGCCAAGUGGGUCCACAGCACACUGGUCGUGAUGUAUUUGCAGGCUGUCAUGCCUAUUUUUAAUUCUGGAUUGUUCCGUCGGUUUAUUGCCAAAUCACUUUAUGACAAUGUCGAUGCCUUUAUUAGCCUGGGCACUCAAGCUGUGGAUAACCGCCGACGUUAUUUGUCCACGCUAAGCACCGACGAGGACAAGCCCAAGGAUAUUUUGCAGUCGUAUAUUGAAGCAGAGGAUCCCAAGUCCCGCAUUCGGAUGACACCGAGCCAGGUGGUCACUGAGACCAUUAUUAAUCUGCUUGCUGGCUCCGAUACCAGCUCGAAUACGCUUGCCUGGACCAUCCAUUUGCUUCUUUUGCACCCACAGUACUACUCUCGGAUUGUCAUGGAGGUCCGCGAGGCAUUUGCACCCGGCCAUCUGAUCAAUUAUAGCGACUGUAAAGCCAGCCUUCCGUUUCUCGAAGCGUGCAUCUACGAGGCUAUGCGCCUGGUACCUGUGGUCACCACUAUGCCUCGUAGUAUGCCGCGUGGAGGCGCAACCUUUAAUGGCCAUUUUAUUCCCGAAGGAUACACAUGUUCUAUUAGUAUCCCAGGUUGCAACAGAAACUCAGAGGCGUGGGAAAACCCUCACGCAUUUUAUCCUGAGCGGUUCCUCAAUAAUGAGGCCAAUAGAAAGCAGAUGCUGACUUUUAGUGUUGGCGUUAGGGUGUGUCCGGGCAAAACCCUGGCGUGGAUGGAGAUAUUGCCGACUUUGGCUAAUGUACUGAGCAAGUACGAUCUGGAGCUGCCUGGGGAUGCGCUGUUCACGCCUGAUCGGGUUGAUAAAAAAGGACUGCCGUUUUUGAUGCCAGGAGUAGCUGCGGGUGCUUGGGUGCCGAGGUUCCCCGAACGCGACUGUGUUGUUUUGAUUUCUAAAAGGUCUUAGUUUUAUUUUCACUGGGGGAAUGUGAACUUUUAAAAUUAAUUGGUUGUUUUGGUUCUCAAAGCUUUAAUAAAUUUUAUUAUAAUUUUA